AUGAUCGCCCUGCCUGUGCGAGUGUCACUGCACCUCACAUUGAGCCCGACUCUCUAUCGCCGAACCCCAGCUCAUCGCUCCUCAUCGCCAUGCCAAAGCGUGCUAUCGGCGAUCUGGUGGAGAGGUGGGGUGGGGUGUCGCCAAGACGCUGGAUGGGUAGCGGAGGGCGCCGCACCGAUCGCACCGAUCAGGCGUAUCAGACCUACCCAGAAGUACCCGGCAGCUCAGGAGUCAGGAGAGCUGCACCGCUCUGUCGCACAGAGGUACAGUGGUGUCGCGCAUUAUCUUGCGUCGAAGCGCCCGCGGUCCGCGCUGCUUACUUGCCUUAUGCGUGACUCCUCCCUUCUACCCCCUGGCAAUAUGGGAACGAGGCGCGCCCAGAUCCGCCCUUGCGUGCGAUCUGCCCUGCUUGCCUGCUUCGUCGUACCUGCGCUCGGAUCUCCGUCUCGCGUACCUCACCUUCCAUCAACCACACCCCCUUCCCUCUCCACUCGCGGUCUACCGGAAUCUACCCCGGCCGACGGAGCAGACUACAUUUCAGACUCAGCUUUCCUGCUCUAG
This is a messenger RNA of Trichosporon asahii var. asahii CBS 2479, 561 nucleotides long. RefSeq lists its product as uncharacterized. Bases 1 to 561 code for a protein of 186 amino acids. NCBI's taxonomy places the organism in Eukaryota, Fungi, Basidiomycota, Tremellomycetes, Trichosporonales, Trichosporonaceae. The record is from RefSeq and is a predicted model, not a curated record. The transcript has a single exon.